Messenger RNA from Aspergillus niger, 1599 nucleotides. RefSeq lists its product as uncharacterized. The transcript is spliced from 6 exons. Bases 1 to 1599 code for a protein of 532 amino acids. The record is from RefSeq and is a predicted model, not a curated record. NCBI's taxonomy places the organism in Eukaryota, Fungi, Ascomycota, Eurotiomycetes, Eurotiales, Aspergillaceae.
AUGCUUCACGCGAGCCACCUAGUCAUCCUGCCGUUUGUGGUCGUUCUCUACGUUCCGGUUGUUUGGGCAUGGAUCCAGAGCUUGCAGAUUAUGGACGUUAUUCACGGUCUACCAGAGGGCCAGCCAGGAUAUAUGCGCAAUUUCACUCCGGGCACAAGCGGGACCAACCCCAUCCUCGACGAUAGGCCACAGGCCCUGGUUUGCGGAGACAAUCAACGCGUGCCGCUCCAGCAGCGCCAAUGGCCUCGACUUGAGGCACUGCCGGGCUCGUUGAUAUGUCCGCGCUAUGCGCCAGACACGUGGCACAAUCGUUCCGCUGUGGGGGAGAUUCACUGGUACGGCGCAAACCUCCGCGAAGUGCCUGAUCAAACCACACUGGCCGAGCUUCGAAGGUCCCCCCUGCAGGCGGGCGAUAAAAGCAGGGUGGGAGAUCACCACAGCUCUGCUGUGGAUGCCCAGACAGCAGACCUGGCAGAAUAUGCGUUCCCGUCUGACGCCGGUUCGGAAUGUCAGCACGCGUUCCAGGUCCCAGCCCAGGCCACUGAUCUUUUCACGGUGUAUUGGAUGUGGAAUACGACCCAAAGACAUCGUGACGGCUUUUUGCUCCCAACAUCGAAGUUCUAUUCCACCAGCCAUCCAAGACCAGGCCAGACGAGCGCCACGCCACAUACUGUACAUAAGACGAUCGAGAAUCCCAGUGCGAGCAUGAAUCAGGGCGGUCUGGGACCGUCUUCCUCGGCUGCUGACUGGACCGGCAGGGUCAAUUCAGCAACUUGCUCUGCGAGCCCUGGGUUGUUCUGCUCGCCCGCUAGUCCGACUCUGCCUAGUGCCACCGCCGCAGGGACAGGUUCCCUGUCAACAAGACCAGCGGAUACACCUACGAUGUCCAGCGCCCUAGCAAUGAUAGCAUCAGCAACACGGCUUCCAAACCCGGUUGGCUCUGACUCGUGGCUCCGUGUACAUACCACAUCGACGUCUCCUUCGCGUUCUCGGAGCCCACAGGACCUUACUGUUUUGGACACACUGGCUACUGUAACAGAGAGCGAUGCUCCCUCGACGGCCGCCCCUGAUACGGAGACAGUGGAAAAAUCUUCGACAUCCACGACGCUCCUUACAGCAUCCACGAGCUCCAGAGACGACAUAGGCUCUGCGUCUGAUACAGACCCUUCUCAAGUCCGUGCCACUGCCACCAACAACGUUGGUUGGGGCAGCAUUGUCGAAUCCAGCUACAAGACCAUUGGUUAUUGUUCUUUUACGGAGCGCUGUGGGCAUCCGGAUAUUUCCUCAUCUUCUCUCCAAUCGGCCUGUGAGGCCCUUGUCAAGGAUGGGUGCGCUAACCCCUCUGUCGAGAGUAACGACUUCUUCGGGUCGUUUGAGUUCACCGCCAAGAACCAAUUGGCCUCCUGCACGGACUCGGCACCUUUGACCAUCAAGGGUUGCCAGGAUGGUUUCAGAGAUGCGGCAAGCUAUGUUGACAGCCAACUAGCACGGAGCGGUGACCUUGCUUGCGCAGGCUUCGUCAACAUAGUAAAUGCCGCAGGCGAUGAAGCAGGGGCCGUUAUAGUGAGCGGCAAAUGCAUGCCUGAUUUUCCCGCAUAA